AUGAAGUCAACAACAUUCGUGGUGCUUCUUGCUGUUACAAGUAUUGUAACCAUUUCUUCAUCAUUUGCGGCUUUUCCUAAUUAUGACAUCAAUAGCCAGAAAGCAAUCGUUAUUGAUGACCAACAAGGGAACAACACAACGACAAGCUCUGGCUGGAUUCAAGCUGCAAGUAACGAUGGCGUUGUUGACUGGGGCAAGGCUGAGAUCGAUGGAAUAGCCCUGAAGUCUCUUACAGCAGAUGAGCUCAAGGAUCUUCUUGAUGCCGAAGACAACAUCAUCAUCGCAGAACUCGACAUCGCUACUGCAAAAAAGGCUGUGAGCUUCAGAAAAAAUGACACAUUAACAGAAACAAAUUCUGUGCGCCCAAAACAUCGGCAGAGGCGUUUUCUUGGCCUACUUCGGGGUGCGGCCACAGCUGCUAAGAAAGCGUGGCAAGGUUUGCGCAGGAUGCCUAAACCCGGCGUUGUUUACGUAGAUAACAGACACAAAAGAGCAGCCUCAAAACCGCAGCUUGUCAAUCCUAUCAUGUUUAAAAUCAUAGCUAAAAAAGUCAAACAGGCUUUCCAGCAACAGAGAAGUAACAGUGGACAAGGAAAACGUCGUCCAAAGCGAUGGGUGGGCGGGCUCGCAAGGCUGUUCUCCGCUGGUCGCAAUCUCUUCAAUGGAGCUGUUAGAGCUCCCAAAACUACCGUCAGUGGCAAGAGGGUUACCCAGGAAUACAACAAGCCAGGCAACUUUGAGGAUGCAGUUCGUAGCUUCAACCAGUUUCGACCAGACGACGUGACGUCUUUCAGUAAAAACGGCAUCAGCGGCCAAACUGGCACAGUCGGCCCCCACCGUUUCACUGUCCGUGACGGAAGCAAGCAAGGAUCUCCUACUGUGGAAAUUCGUUCGCCCAGACCAAACGGGGAACAUGUCAGAAAGAUCAGAUUCAAUGAAAGAUGA
Messenger RNA from Candidula unifasciata, 945 nucleotides. Lineage: Eukaryota; Metazoa; Mollusca; Gastropoda; Stylommatophora; Geomitridae. The record is from the annotation of a GenBank genome assembly.